AUGGUGGGCUUGAAGAACUCGCUAGUUGAGCUCAGCGGAUUCUCAACAGCGACAACCCGGCGACUCGACGAGACGUACUACUCUGUCCUCGAAAAGAAGAGCAUGCUGCAGAACACAAUCUCGGCGAUCCGCGAGCUGACGGAGGCCUCGCGGCAGAUGACGGGCGAGGUCGUCUCCGAGGCCGACGAGAUGGCGCGGGACGUGGCGGGCCAGCUCGACACCUUUGGGCAGUUUGGCGAGCAAGAGUCGCGCAUCAAGACGCUCCAGGGCCGGAUCGAGUCCGGGCGGACGCGGAUCGAGGGCUUGAGCGGUCGCGUCGACCUCGUGCGGCGGCGGAUCGAGGGGUGGGAGAGGGCGGACCGGGAGUGGCAAGAGAAGACGCGCAAGAGGCUGCGGGCCGUGUGGAUCGUCACGUCGGUUGUGUUUGCGGUACUGAUUCUGCUGUUUGUGGGCGCGCAGUACCUCGGCGGGCCGGCGGAUCUCGAGGGCGCUGCUGGGAAGGCGUUGAAGGGGCUUGAGAAGGGGGCGAACCGCAGCGUUGAAGGGGCCGAGGGGGUGCCGAAGUUGUCGCCUUUGUGGGAGGAUAGAAGGGGAAGGGAGGAGGAAGAGGAUCGGUUGAGGGUGUUUGACGAGCUUUGA
Molecule: messenger RNA, 639 nt
Organism: Colletotrichum acutatum
Lineage: Eukaryota; Fungi; Ascomycota; Sordariomycetes; Glomerellales; Glomerellaceae
Exons: 2
Coding region: 1-639 (212 amino acids)
Source: RefSeq, a predicted model, not a curated record